UGAUUUCCUGAUUCAGGUUCGAAGCAGAUAUAAAUACUACAAGCAAAACUUGAAUGUGUUGCUUGAUGCGAGGAUGGUUCAACCACAAUAAGUUAGUGACCACGUGGACACUUGUUGAACAUAAACAUCUGAUUAUUAUAAUUAGUUUUUGUAUAAAUUAUAUUAAAUUAUUAGUUAGAUUAGAGUUACAUGCCAAUUUGUGGUGUUUUCCAUUAAUUAACAAUCUGUAAGUCGAACAAUUUUUCAAUUCCAUUACAUAUAAGGCGAGUUUAACUGGUAUUAUGGUCCUUAAUUUUACAUAGCAAUUUCUGUGGCCGAAUUAUAUGGAACAAUUCAAUAGAUAACAAUCUGCAUUUUUUUAAAAUCUACUUAAAUAAAUCGAGAUUUUUGGAAAUCGUUGAUUAAUAAGCCUAAGUCUGUGAGCAAUGAACAAAGAAAAGUUUGUGAAAAUGAGAUACUUGUGAGAAGUUGCAAGAUGAAGAGUGCAUACGGUAUAUGAAUUGUUUGAGCUAAUAAUGAACUUACCUCCUUGUAAUGAAUAUGUAAUUGGACUUUCACAAGGACAAGGUGCGCCUUUCACAUGUGGAGGGUUUAUAUCCAUCACCUCAGCCCUACCAUGGUUAGAACUGAGGUAAGAAAAUUAUAUGAUUAUGGCGCCCCAAGAUGGCAGGAAAUGUCACUCUCAGACUACUUGAAUUUUUCUCCAUUUUAUAAUAUAAUUUAGGGGUGGGGCCCAUCUGAGCUGGCUGCCCCUCCCCCCUGAAUCCGCCAUUGAAGUGUAUGAGUAUUAAGUUGUGUGUUGAGUUGUUGGCAGAAUUGUCAUAGCAAGCAACAUGUAUUUUCAGUAGUAAGCCUGUGAUCUAACAAGCAUAGUCUCUACAGAAAUUGAAUUCUAAAACUUUUUUAUUUAUUAAUGACAAAUGUUUGACUGUGCAGUUCACUAUUGGUGGCAGGCAGUAGUCCUGAGACUGUGUCAUUCACCUGUGAGAUACGAGACCAAACAAAUUAACAGAAUGAGUCAUAGUGUGUAAUCGUAAGGGGAGCAUCCUGCAACAAGUUUACGGAACAUCCGGCAAAACUAAGCAGUAAUUAAUCAAGUUGUUUUCCUUUCCUAUUCGUUGCACAAAAGCAGUUGUUCACACUCAGCGAAGCCCCAUGGAUGAAAAGAAGAAUGUGGUUCGAGUUUACACCCCAACGCUUAUGCGGGGCUUGACAUCUGCGACGGCCGUUGCAGUUGCUCCGUUUAAAUUCCGGCUCCGUAUGGACUAUCAUGGAACAGAUUCAUCAGUGUCUUUAUGGAAUAAUUUAAAAGCAUGGAUCAAGCAACACCCCCUGUACUCUGGCUGUCUUGCAGUACUAUGUGGUGUCAAUAUAGUGCCAAUCAUAUCAUUUGCUGCUGCAUACAUAACAAUUAAAAUUACUAUGAAAGUUGGCAGAGGUCUACUACAGGGUGUAAGAAGAUUACUUGGGUUUCAGACAAAGUCUACCAUAUUUGAAGAUGAAUACCAUUUGUCGCAUGUUAACCAGCAGAUGAGUGAAUAUUGGGGAAGGUUCCGCAUCGUACCAACCACAAGAACAACUAAGAAGGUUGUGAGUCUGUACAAUGACGUUGCAGACUUCAAGAUGUUGGAGGAAUGCACUCGUUUGUUACAGACAAGCGAGAACGGGCAAGUCUACAGCUACCUUACUGGUAUCUGCGAUGGUGAGAGUGGAGAUGUUGAUUCUGCAAUCCCAAGUUCGGAGAUAGAAAAAAAUGACCUUGAGGUCACUGAUCAGUAUGCAACAGAUCACCCAGAUAUCAUACGCGGCCUUGAUGCAAAACAAAUGUUUACAAGUGAUAUUUUGCCAACAGAUGCAAGUCUGUGUGACGAGGUUGAUGGUAAACUAUCUCUGGAAGUAGAAUCACCUUCUAUGUUGGCACUGGAAGAAUCAACAAAGCUUGAACAAAAGUUAUCAAGAGAUGAUAUAAAUGAAGUGAAGAACAAGAAGAAAAGGAGGAAGAUUAAGAGAAUAUCUUGGCCAUUUACAAAGAAGAAGUGAUCUUAAUAUGAAUAUCAAAUUCUUCUUGUAUAUACAUUAUCUUCUUUGUUGAACAGCGCACAGCAUAAGAUAAGUAACUUUAGCCUGGCAUUCCCUGAAUCUGCAGCUAACGUGAUUCAAUGAGAUGCAACAGAUUCUUUCAACAAGAUCAGUUCAGAGCGCCAUCAACAAUCAAUCAGCAGACUGGAAUUGUGUUGGGCAAUUGCACAACAGCACAAACAAAUGUGCACUCAGCUUAAAAGUUAUAACAUGUGCGAUUGUAAUACCAAACAAUAAGAGAUAACAUAACAUUUAUAUCAAACUGAUGUUUGUUCAGCUGAUGUACGUAACAUAGAAUCUGGAUUAAACAAAAGAUUCAACAGAGCA
Molecule: messenger RNA, 2406 nt
Organism: Anneissia japonica
Lineage: Eukaryota; Metazoa; Echinodermata; Crinoidea; Comatulida; Comatulidae
Exons: 3
Coding region: 1156-2040 (294 amino acids)
Source: RefSeq, a predicted model, not a curated record